This is a messenger RNA of Syzygium oleosum, 1974 nucleotides long. Its product is annotated as protein trichome birefringence-like 14. The coding region runs from base 286 to 1671 and encodes 461 amino acids. The transcript has 5 exons. Gene Ontology annotation, molecular function: acetyltransferase activity. NCBI's taxonomy places the organism in Eukaryota, Viridiplantae, Streptophyta, Magnoliopsida, Myrtales, Myrtaceae. The record is from RefSeq and is a predicted model, not a curated record. Gene Ontology annotation, cellular component: Golgi apparatus. Gene Ontology annotation, biological process: xyloglucan metabolic process; plant-type secondary cell wall biogenesis; xylan biosynthetic process.
CUCUCUCUCUCUCUCUCUCUCUCUCUCUCUCUCCUGCGCGCAUGAAAUUCCAUGUUCUGUUCCUCAUUCCCGCAAGAGAGGGUGUCCAGCAGAUCCAUCGGAACACGGGCAUUCGAUCGAGAGCAAGCGCGGGUUUGUUUGAUCGUAUUUCUGGAAGGACAGAAAUGGCUUCUCGCGACAUUUGCUGAGUUUUUGCUGAACAACUUCUUGGCUUCUCUGGUUAAGAUGUUGAUGCCAAGGUUGUCCAAGGAAUUGAGAUGUGUCUUUGUUAGUGCAUAAGCAGAAAUGAAAGGUGGAAACUCGAACAGACCAAGAGGAAGAAAAUUUUCUUUCGGUCUUAUAGCACUUCUUUUUGCGACAGUAUUACUGUGGAUUUGGGAGAAGAAUCCUUUCUUAAGCACCCUCCGGUCCGCUCAAGAUCAGUUUUUGUUGUCUUCAUCAGAUUUCAUCUUUGAUAUACCAAAUGACUCCACGGUAUCUGCACAUCAUAAAGAGCAUAUUGAGGAAGAAGAUGCACAUGUUACACCAAAACUUUCAAGAAAAGCCGGACAAGGUAGUGAUAAUUCAGUAAUAGAGAAGUCUAUUUCUGCACUCUCUCCUAAAGGAAAAGGCACUCGACAUAGGAACUCCUCUUCCAAAAGGAAAGUCUGCAAUUAUGCUAAGGGUAGAUGGGUUGCAGACAAGAGCAGACCAUUGUAUUCGGGAUUUGGAUGCAAGCAGUGGUUGUCUGAGAUGUGGGCCUGUAGACUGACGCAAAGAACCGAUUUUUUGUAUGAAGGAUAUCGGUGGCAGCCGCAAAAUUGUGAAAUGCCUGAAUUCGAGAGAUCUUCAUUCUUGAAAAGAAUGCAGGACAAAACUAUUGCAUUUAUAGGAGAUUCACUCGGGAGGCAGCAGUUCCAAUCUUUAAUGUGUAUGGUGACUGGUGGAGAAGAUAGCCCUGACGUUGAAGAUGUCGGAGUCAAUUAUGGGCUUGUUAUUCCUCCUGGAGCCAUUCGUCCUGAUGGUUGGGCGUUUCGAUUGCCAAGUACGAAUACAACUAUAUUAUACUACUGGUCUGCCAGCCUCUGUGAUCUCGAGCCCUUAAACAUCACUGAUCCAUCAACAGAUGUCGCUAUGCAUUUGGACCGUCCUCCAGCUUUCAUGAGAAAAUUUCUGGAUACCUUUGAUGUUCUAGUUCUGAACACAGGACAUCAUUGGAACAGAGGUAAGCUUAAUGCAAACAAGUGGGUCAUGUAUGUCAAUGGAAGGCCAAAUAAAGACCGAAAUCUGGCAGCAAUUGGAAAUGCCAAAAAUUUCACAGUCCAUAGUGUUGCAAGGUGGGUAGACUUGCAGCUUCCUUCACAUCCACGUCUCAAAGCUUUCUUCAGAACCAUUUCACCUAGGCACUUCCUGAAUGGGGAGUGGAAUACUGGGGGUAGCUGCGAUAACAUGAGCCCCUUAUCUAAAGGAAGCGUAGUUUCGCAAGACGAAUCAAAUGAUUUGGUAGUGCAGAGCGCUCUCAGGGGUACAAAGGUGAAAAUUCUGGAUAUAACUGCUCUUUCUGAAUUGAGAGACGAGGGACACAUAUCUCGUUUCAGUGCUAAAGCCAGUGAUGGUGUCCGGGAUUGCUUACACUGGUGCCUACCUGGCAUACCGGACACAUGGAAUGAAAUCCUUUGUGCACAAGUAUAGUUCCAAAGGAUGGUGCCGAGGAUGGAUGAAUAUUAGCUGUUAAAAUAUUAGUAUUUUCUUGGGCACUUUGGCUGUGGAACGUCUGUCCCUACCGCAGAUACUUAGUCUCCGGUAGUAACUUGGGAAGCAGAAGCUUGGUCGCUGCUAAUUUUAUAUAGGGUUUUGGACGAGGCCGCUGGGUCCCUGAAAGUCGACUUGCAGAUAGAAAAGUUUUUUUAUAGAUCUAGGGAAAUGGAUGUAUUCUGGAUGCUGUAACAUAUUCUUUUCAGUCAUAAUAUAGUUAUUAAUGUUUUGUUGCUUCAA